Abrus precatorius (Indian licorice) is the source of this 2741-nucleotide messenger RNA. Its product is annotated as regulatory protein NPR3-like. Lineage: Eukaryota; Viridiplantae; Streptophyta; Magnoliopsida; Fabales; Fabaceae. Gene Ontology annotation, biological process: defense response to bacterium; systemic acquired resistance, salicylic acid mediated signaling pathway; regulation of salicylic acid mediated signaling pathway. The record is from RefSeq and is a predicted model, not a curated record. The transcript has 4 exons. Gene Ontology annotation, cellular component: nucleus. Gene Ontology annotation, molecular function: protein binding. The coding region runs from base 711 to 2477 and encodes 588 amino acids.
AGUCCUCGUUUUCUUUCCCUUUCAAGGAACCUAGGGAGAAGCGUGCUCUCUCUCUCUCUCUCUUUUCUUUCUAUUUGGUUGGUCAACCUUUGUUCAUUUUUCACUUUCUCUUUCUCUUCUAAGUCUUCCUUUCUACGGUGCGGAGGACUUAUCCUUAAGCAUUCUUGAUCUCAAACUAGACAUGUUCUUCAUUCUUCAGUUGUUUUCUGGUUUUGCAGUUUUUUGAAGCUUCCUGGGUCAACUUAUCAAGCGUUUCAGAGAGUCUGUUACUCACGAUUUGGCUCUGAUUCAUUCUCUUAAGCUCCUACUGAGUUCAGCUUCCCUCUUAACUCAAAGGGUGUCCCCUUUAUGUAAUAUUUAUUCUUAUUUUCUUUCAGACAACACUUAAGUGCUAAAAGUUCAAACUUUUUUGUUCUCACUGCUUAAUAAGUUUGAUGGGUCAUUAGAUGAACUGCUCAGAUGAAAACAUCUCAUUUUUUUUUUCUGGGAAUCUGACUUUUGUUGCUUGACUUGCAAGUGACCUUGGUGUUGUGGUUGGGGAAACAGUGCCCUUAUGCAAUUUUGCUUAUUUGUGCUUAAUUUGUUUAGCUGUUGAUGUUGGAGAGCUUUUUAAUUGGGAUGGGCACUUAAAGGGGUCUAAUUUCUGCUUUUUCUUCUAAAUUAAGUCAAAUAGUGUUUUGACUCGGUUGGAACUUAGUGUAUUUGGGGUCAUGGAUAACUCAAAUGAAGCAUCAUCAUCCUUGAGCUUUGUAUCAUCUCAAUUGUCACAUGGUUCUAGCAAUCACAACGUGUCUUCCUCCACCAGCAGUGAGCAAGGGGCAAGUAUUGAAAUUUUGAGUCUGGGUAAGCUCAGUGGAAGCCUUGAGAAGUUAUUGAUUGAUGCUGAGUAUGAUUAUAGUGAUGCUGAGAUUUUUGUUGAAGGCAAAACUGUGGGUAUUCAUCGCUGUAUAUUGGCAUCACGUAGUCCAUUUUUUCAUGAGUUUUUUAAGAAAGGAAAAGAUGGAUCAGUGAAAGAAGGAAAGCCAAGGUAUCUCAUGUCAGAAUUGGUGCCUUAUGGCACAGUUGGAUGUGAAGCUUUCAACGUUUUCUUGCAUUAUUUGUAUACUGGAAGGCUAAAGGCUUCACCACCAGAAGUGACAACAUGUGUUGAUGAAACAUGUAUCCAUGAUGCAUGCCGCCCUGCUAUCAAUUAUGCUUUGGAACUUAUGUAUGCUUCUACCACUUUUCAGAUGAAAGAGCUGGUUUUACUUUUUCAGCGGCAUCUCCUAAAUUUUGUUGAGAAGGCUCUUGUAGAGGAUGUCAUUCCUAUUCUUAUGGCUGCCUUUCACUGCCAACUAGACCAGCUUCUAUCUCGGUGCAUUCAAAGAGUAGCAAGGUCUGAUUUUGACAAUAUUUCUUUGGAAAAAGAGCUCCCUUGUGAUAUUGUGACUGAAGUCAAAUCCCUCAGAGUCCAAUCUCAACCAGAAUCCACACCUAAUGCAAUGGAAGUGGAGCCUUUGAAUGAAAAGAGUAUCAGGAGAAUCCAUAAGGCAUUGGACUCUGAUGAUGUUGAGCUACUGAAGCUUCUUUUAAAUGAGUCUAGUGUCACUCUUGAUGAUGCAUAUGCUCUGCACUAUGCUUGUGCCUAUAGUGAUUCUAAGAUUGUUCAAGAAGUUCUUAGUCUUGGCUUGGCUGAUGUUCUUCAUAGAAAUUCAAGAGGGUACACGGUUCUUCAUGUGGCUGCAAGAAGAAAGGAUCCAUCCAUUUUGGUAGCACUAUUGAAAAAAGGGGCCUGUGCAUCAGAUACCACUCCAGAUGGACAAACUGCUCUUGCAAUUUGUCAAAGGUUGACAAGAAGAAAGGAUUAUCACGUGAAAACAAUGCAAUUUGAGGAAUCUAACAAGGAUAGGCUCUGUGUUGAUGUCCUGGAGAGAGAGAUGAGAAAUUGUUCUAAUAUUGUGAAGAUGUCUGUUUCAUCACAGUUAAGUGCUGAUGAUUUGCGCAUGCAACUGGAUUACCUUGAAAAUAGAGUUGCAGUUGCUAGGAUGAUGUUUCCUGCUGAGGCUAGGGUAGCCAUUGAGAAUGCUGAGGCAGAUUCAUCAUCACUUUAUGCAAGCUCAUCAUCUUUGAAGGCCUCAAAUGGCAAUCUAAAAGUAGAUUUAAAUGAAACUCCUGCUGAUCGGACCAGAAAACUUCAGCUAAGAUUGAAUUCACUUAUUAAAACAGUUGAGAAUGGUAGGCGCUUCUUUCCACAUUGCUCUGAGGUGCUUGAUAACUUUCUAGAUGACGAUAUGCCAGAUGUUUUCUUCUUAGAAAAGGGCUCUGAAGAAGAGCAAAGAAUGAAGAAAGCACGGUUCAUGGAACUUAAAGAUGAUGUGCAAAAGGCAUUUCACAAGGAUAUGGCUGUAAACAACCAUUCAGGUUUUUCUUCUUCUAUGUCUCCCUCAUCAUCCUCAACACGUAGGGAAGGUCAUAACCACAGAGUGAGGAGAAAAUGAAGUCCAUGUUCUCAUGGAAUAGUUUCUAAAAGUUUUGGCUUUUAGAUGUACUGUUGCAACUUGCAAGUAGCAGCUGUAAUAUAUAUUUGCCAAUAAUAUGUUAUGUUAUAUAUAUUGGGGGGUUUUGAUCAUGAACAUGGCAAGUUUUUACGAGUUUGUUGUAAUUGCCAUAUUGUAUAUAUUUGUUCCACUGUUUGAUAUAUACCAUGUUGAUAAUGCCAACUUUUUCCUAUAUUAUUCAUGAAAUCAACCCAAGAUUUGUUU